Molecule: messenger RNA, 655 nt
Organism: Rubroshorea leprosula
Lineage: Eukaryota; Viridiplantae; Streptophyta; Magnoliopsida; Malvales; Dipterocarpaceae
Source: the annotation of a GenBank genome assembly
CCCUUUAGCAUCUUCCAACUCGUUUCUUUGGUGGCUCGAGUUUUUCUCUAUGAUCAAAUUCUUCUCCCUGUGGCAUCAAAAAUCAAAGGGAAACCAGUUCCUCUUAGCUUCAAAGUGAGAAUGGGGAUUGGACUGAAUUUUACUUCUGCAUCCAUGGCAGCAGUUGCAAUUGUAGAGAGUAUUCAUCGGGAAAUUGGUGUGGAACAAGGAUUUUCGGAUGAUUCACAAGCCAUAGUGCACCUUUCAGUAGUUUGGUUACCACCCUACCAUUUCCCGGUUGGCUUGUCUGAGGCUUUUGUUGCAGUUGGGCAGACCACAUUCUUUUAUUCAGAAUUACCUAAAACAAUGUCUAGCAUUGCAUCCAAUCUUUUCAUACUAGGCAUGGCUGCUGCAAGUUUGGUAGCAAGUUUUAUAACAAGCACAGUUGAUGAUAUUACCAAAAGAUUAGGAGGAGAGAGCUGGGUUUCAAGCAAUAUCAACUAGGGUCAUUAUGAUUACUACUACUGGUUUCUUGCAGGUUUGAGUCUGCUUAAUUUUAUUUACUUCCUAGCCUGUAGCAAAGCUUAUGAUCCUUGUAAAGAAGAUGAAGGUGAAAUUUCCCCCCAAGGAGAUGACAUUUAGCGAUAUCUCUGCGUGCUGUAUAAUGUCAAUUAGU